CCAAAAAAAGGUGGAGAGAUCUUCCAGAAUUGCGAUUCAGAUUUAAUUCCGAUGUGCAUUUUAGCACAAGAUGUUGGCUCAUCUUGUAAUUGUUCUGCUUGUGGGGGUGGUGCUGGGUGCCCCAGCUGGUGAAAUUGAAAUUCAAGAACCAGAUAACGGUCUUGCGACCGCUUACGAACAAGCUGGAGAUCACUUCCAGGGAGAUAUCGUGCUGACGGAUAUCCAAGCAGAUGCCGUCGAAAGUGGGCGAACUGCUCUCAUAGGGCCGCAGUACAUGUGGCCUGAUCGAAUCGUUUACUACACAAUCAGGGCCGGAGAUUUUUCUCUUUCGCAAAUAACUUCUAUUAAACAAGCCGUUGAGCAAAUAUCUCUGGUAAGCUGCAUCAAGUUUGUAGAACGGACCAACCAGAAGGAUUACGUCCUCGUUACGGGUGAGAACACCGGAUGUUGGUCAUACCUGGGUCGUCGUGGCAACAGUCAGGAGCUGAAUCUCCAACCAGUUGGAUGCAUGAGUCGUGGAACGAUCAUCCACGAGUUUCUGCAUGCCCUCGGGUUUGUCCACAUGCAAAGUGCCUCCGAUCGGGACUUUUACAUCAGCGUCGACUGGAACAACAUCCAGACCGGAAGAUCUACCAACUUUGAUCGUUAUGCGUCGAGUAUUAUCAAUGAUUUUGGGAUUCCGUACGACUACGAAAGUGUGAUGCACUACGGAAAAACUGCUUUCAGCAAGAACGGACUGCCGACGAUCAUUCCUUUCGAUAAAACUGUGAACAUCGGGCAGCGUGUGGGCAUGAGCUACAAGGACAUCAAACGCUUGAACUCACUUUACACCUGUAACUAAAGUCCUUAAAAUAGUUGGUAAUCAUGGAAAAAAUAGAAAUUUGAAAUAGGUUAAGUGAGCUGUUUCCAAAUAAAAUCGUCAUAAUCCAAGAAUCUCAACAAAUUUUGCACACUAAUUUGUAGUACACCUUUUUUCAACAUGAUCUAUUCAAUAAAUAUUUUGGUAUCAUUUUCGCUAACAGUUA
Messenger RNA from Culex pipiens pallens (northern house mosquito), 1025 nucleotides. Its product is annotated as zinc metalloproteinase nas-14-like. Gene Ontology annotation, molecular function: zinc ion binding; metalloendopeptidase activity. The transcript has 4 exons. Gene Ontology annotation, biological process: proteolysis. The record is from RefSeq and is a predicted model, not a curated record. Bases 71 to 841 code for a protein of 256 amino acids. NCBI's taxonomy places the organism in Eukaryota, Metazoa, Arthropoda, Insecta, Diptera, Culicidae.